GUUGGACAUUACCUGGUCGACGCGUCCUUUCUUCAAGUUUCUUGAACGCCACAUUUGACUUCUUAUUGCACGAGUCGUUGUUCAGAGAGCUACGGCAGUACGAGGUUACGAUUGACUGUCUAGUUGCUGCGUGACCCUUGUUCUCUCUUUGGUCAAUUCAGGGCUCGCAGCGUGUAAGAAGGGUCUCCUGUAUAAAAGGCUGCUUGAGGUUUCCCGAUCCCAAGGCGCGUACUUUCGACGUAAUGCCGCAGGAGCCUGCGGUCAAGACAACACCCUACGCCCAGAAGUUGAGCUCCCAUCCGAUAUCGCACGACGAUGGAGCUGCCGAGAUGGGAAAGAAGGUUGACCGCGAAUUGGAUCCUUAUAGAUCGACCCGUAUUGGCGAGCUCAUCGAUCACAUCUUCCCGGAACCACUUAUACCUGGUUCCGACAAGACAAUAGACGACAUCUACAGCGCAAUCACUACCGGCGAUGACUGGCUCUUCUCCGCCACGACCCGCACAUGGAAAUCUUGUCCUAACCUUUCUGUAGCCUCGAACAAUGGAGACGUCGAAGUGGACUUCGCCUCAUUCUUGAAUACCCUUGCUACCCGGAUCAGUGUCGUUGUCGGGAAAGAAUGCAGACGAAUUGCCACGGGCGCGUAUGCGGGCAAUCGCAAUCACCUCCCUGGCGGACCGGGCUCUGAAAGACGGCCGGAUGUCUUAUUCUUUGAAAAGGAAGGGCCACAGUCGUGGGAGACUGUCAUUUCUCACUGGGAGGUCAAGAACAAACACAAAUAUUGGCGUCAGGCUCGGACCCAAGUUGGCGAGGGUGCUCGUCUCAUUUAUGAGUCUCAAUACGACAGGCGAUUCGUGGUAGCGGCAUCCAUCUUGGGCUUCGAUAUUAUCCUGCACCUGCUCGAUCGUGCUGGUGAAGUCUCCUCAGCGACUUUCGACAUGCGUGGCCAACCUCGCGCGUUUCUUCGAAUAUUUACCGCGACCAUUUUCUCGGAAAAGGAUCGUCUCGGCUAUGACCCCAGCAUCACGACUCUCGAGGAUGGCAGGCGCUGCGUGACCGUAGCCCAGGAAUCCUACGUGAUUGAGGACUGGGUAUACCGGAGUCAUUCGAUCAGAGGACGCGGGACAGCAUGUUGGCGCGCGUCUCGCAAUGGUGUCACGUACGCAAUCAAAGACUACUGGACGGACAUGUCCCGCGCUGUCACCGAAGCCGAGUUUCUGCGGGAGGCGGAGAAUCACGCCGUUGAGGGCGUGCCUCGUUUAGUGGCACACGAGGUUGCCGAGUUUCGAGGACAGAAGGACACAACGAAACUGAUACGCCCGAUCCUGUCGGAGGAGAUGUACAGCAAGAUGUACCUGGAUGCGUACACCAGUGUGGGUGAGCGCGUUCAUAUGCGCUUAGUCAUGACCCCAUUUGCAAUGCCUAUAACACAUUUCAAAACAAAAGGAGAACUCGUAGGAGCUUUCAUAGACGUCAUCGAAGCCCACAAGCAGCUUGUCGAGAAGGCAAACAUACUUCAUAGGGACAUCAGCGUGAACAAUAUCAUGCUGGUUGAGUCCUCAGAUCAGGAGGGCAAGAAUGGUCGUCGUAGGGGACUCCUCAUUGACCUUGAUUAUGCUGCCCAUUAUUCGCCGGAUGAUGCUCAAAAGGACCGGAAAGUUGCUCUAUUGGAGCGGACCGGGACUACUCCUUUCAUGGCCAUCGAUCUUCUUUCAGCGAGUGGACAGCGGGUACAUGUGCCACGAUGGGACCUCGAGUCAUUCUUCUACGUGCUCAUUUGGGUCUUCAUCCUUUACGACGGCCCAUGCAAGUCGGAGAGGAAGAUCAAAUUCAGUGACACUGUGUUAUUCAAGUGGACGAACGACGACUUUGAAUCGAUCGGAAUGAACAAGUAUGCGGCGGUCACGAGUCCAGACUUCUGGGAAUCAAAGGUGUUGCGCUGGGUGGCCCCCUAUUUUGCAGACCUGAAACCAUGCUUGACCCGCAUACGCGACCUUUUGUUCUUCACUGAAGAGAAGACCCACGACAAGUUUAUUCGUAUCCUUCAAGAGGAGUUCGAGAAACUGCCGGAUGAAGGCAGUUCAGGCGACGAGGAGGCCUCGGAGGAAAACCUUCCGACCACACAGACAAGCGCUGUAGAGCAGUUCCGCUCUUCGUAUGCGAUGGCAGGGGUCAAUGGCCUGAUUGCGGAGGGUCGCCCUGACAGCGAGUGGUCCGGCAAACAGGAUGACGAGGGCGCCGAGGGCUCUGAUUCCGCCGCGGCUGGCCCUUCACACUCAUGGGCAGAUAUUGCGAGUACCGGCUCGCGCGGACGCAAGAGGACGGCAGGCGAAAUCGCGGAGAGCAGAGGCGACUAUACUGAAUCUGGCAUCUCCCCCGACUCGCGGAGCAGAGGCUGGGUCAGCGAUCCGUCCGCCUUCCGUACUCCCAGCCCGGUUCGAUCACCUCCCUCCUGGGGUUCAACUAGGGUUCGGGCGGAGGGCUCUCGGAAGAGUCAUAGCAGAGGCCCGACGUCGUCCGAGUCUAGCAAGCGACACCGCGGGCAGUAGGUGAUGUAAAGGUAUUGUCUCGUCUGAGAGUAUCGUUAUCUUUCAUUGAUGGAAUCUUGUAUAAUCGCUGGUCCUGGCUUUGCUGUAAGGAUAUGUUGUCGUUAUUGCUAUCACUCAAUCGCUAUAUCGUGUAUGCUCUGUAUUUGAAUAUAAUCUCGAUCGGUUCGCAUGCUGAGUGCCGAACAACUUCAAC
This is a messenger RNA of Gloeophyllum trabeum ATCC 11539, 2739 nucleotides long. RefSeq lists its product as uncharacterized. Gene Ontology annotation, molecular function: protein kinase activity; ATP binding. Lineage: Eukaryota; Fungi; Basidiomycota; Agaricomycetes; Gloeophyllales; Gloeophyllaceae. The coding region runs from base 243 to 2546 and encodes 767 amino acids. The record is from RefSeq and is a predicted model, not a curated record. The transcript has 6 exons. Gene Ontology annotation, biological process: protein phosphorylation.